Molecule: messenger RNA, 960 nt
Organism: Dendrobium catenatum
Lineage: Eukaryota; Viridiplantae; Streptophyta; Magnoliopsida; Asparagales; Orchidaceae
Product: late embryogenesis abundant protein D-29-like
Exons: 3
Coding region: 16-804 (262 amino acids)
Source: RefSeq, a predicted model, not a curated record
CUUCUUUCUCAUUCAAUGGCAAACAAACCUCUUCUUCUCAUACUAACAGUAGCACUGCUCUACUCCCUACAUACGGCUUCGACGGAAGCAGCGUCGACGGCGAAGACCGGCGCUGACGAAAGCGUACUGGUGACCGGCGAAGGAGAUAAAGAGAACGAAGCAUCGGAGUCAUGGGCGACUUGGGCCAAAGACAAGAUUUCAGAGGGCUUAGGUAUCAAGCAUCAACAGGUAGAUGAGACGGAGGAGAAGGCUGAGGAAGCAGCUCGGAAGGCGCAAGAAGCAGGGCAUGCGGCCAAGGACACCACUGGCGGAAUUGCUUCAGAUGUGGGGGAAUACACCAAGGAGAAGACCGGAGAUGCUAAGGAUUCUGUCAAGGAGAAGACCGGAGAUGCUAAGGAUUCGGUGAAGGAUGCUAAGGAUUCAAUCUCAGGGAAGGUGAAGGACAGCACAGCCAGAACAGCCAGCCAAACCAAACAAAAGACCGGCGAAGCUACAGAGGCCACAAAGCAAACAACCACAGAGGCGACGAGCAAAGCAGCAGAGAAGGCGUCGGCGGUGAAGGACGCCACCAUCGACAAGGCGAAGGAGGCUGCAGCGGCGACCAAGGAUAAGGCAGGCAAAGCACAAGAGGCGACCACUAGUACAGCCGGGGAAGCGGCGAACAAAGUGAAGGAAGGCUAUGAUGCUGCAAAGUCUAAGGCAGGGGAGAAGCUGGAUGCGGCUAAGGAGACGCUGUCGUCCAAUUACGAGGCUGCCAAGGAGAAGGUUGUGGGAGGGUCGCAGAGACACGAGGAGGAGCUGUGAUUUCUGAAUGAUUGGGUAUAGUUAUGUUUUGAUAAUUGGCUUCAGGGUGUGAUGUUCUUUCUAUAUGAAGAAGCAAUGAAGGAUUGUUGUUUGUAGAUGUAGCUUUCUGUUUCUGAUCAAUAAAGAGUGAUAGUUCUGAUACAAUUUUGUUUUUAA